Messenger RNA from Nipponia nippon (crested ibis), 498 nucleotides. NCBI's taxonomy places the organism in Eukaryota, Metazoa, Chordata, Aves, Pelecaniformes, Threskiornithidae. The record is from RefSeq and is a predicted model, not a curated record.
AUGCGAUCAGCUAAACUGUUAAUGAGUGCUGGCAGCAGUGAAGAAGAUAUAGACGACAUUAUUGAUGAAAUCUGUAAUGACAGCAGCUUUGCCAAAACACCUCUGAAAUUGAAGUCUAACUCUGCAAGUCUCACACCUGAAAGCAAUAGUGCUGUUGUACAGGCUCGUAGGAAAAGAUGCUGUCCAGUGUACCUGGGUGGAAGCUCUUCACCGUAUGGCAUAGGAACAAAUGUUUCGAAAAGAACAUGUGAUCAGCUACGUUGCACUGCUUGCGACUUCCACGUGUCACUUUUUAAUGACUACAUCUGGGAUCAGUCCUGUGAUUAUCUUUUCUUCAGGAAUAACAUGCCUGAGCUCAGUAAACUAAGAGCGAAGAUGAUAAAGAAGAAAGGAGCACGAGCAUAUGCUUGUCAGUGCAGCUGGAGAUCCAUUGAUGAAUUAACUGACCUCCAAACAGACCAGCAGCUUCGGUGGGUUUGUGGUAAACAUGCAGAAUGA